Kwoniella botswanensis is the source of this 2742-nucleotide messenger RNA. Its product is annotated as cystathionine beta-lyase. The transcript has 7 exons. Gene Ontology annotation, biological process: isoprenoid biosynthetic process; 'de novo' L-methionine biosynthetic process; transsulfuration. The coding region runs from base 1 to 2742 and encodes 913 amino acids. Gene Ontology annotation, molecular function: mevalonate kinase activity; ATP binding; pyridoxal phosphate binding. Lineage: Eukaryota; Fungi; Basidiomycota; Tremellomycetes; Tremellales; Cryptococcaceae. The record is from RefSeq and is a predicted model, not a curated record. Gene Ontology annotation, cellular component: cytoplasm.
AUGACUACCCCAUCUACACCGGGUGAUUCAUCGCUCGCUACUUCGGUAUACUCCUUAUCAUCCAAAUCACCAACCGAGGCUGAACAAUACAAAGCCAGAGCUGCCAAUUGGAGAUUCUCAACAUUAUGCGCUUCAGUGGAUAACAAGGAUCAAUAUGGCGCGAGCUCAACACCCAUCUAUCAGACUGCUACUUUCAAGGGCAUGGAUGGUCAAUAUGAUUAUACGCGUUCUGGUAAUCCCACUAGAGGAGGAUUAGAAAACCACCUUGCUCGACUGUAUGGUGCAACGCAAGCAUUCGCUUUAUCUACCGGUAUGACCUGUCUCGACACGAUCUUGCGUCUGGUCAAACCUGGAGAGACGGUCUUAGCGGGAGAUGAUCUAUAUGGAGGUACCAAUAGGUUAUUAACCUAUCUCGGUACUCAUGGAGGUGUCAAGGUUAUUCAUGCCGAUACAACCAGGAUAGAAGCACUACGACCAUACUUGCAACCUGGAAACAAAGUUAGAAUGGUAUUAUUGGAAUCACCUACCAACCCUCUCUUGAAGAUCGCAGAUUUAGAAGGAAUCUCAAAAGAAGUUAAACAAUCUUCACCUGAUGCUUUGAUAGUAGUGGAUAAUACAAUGAUGUCUCCCUAUCUCCAGAGACCAUUGGAGUUAGGUGCUGAUAUAGUUUAUGACUCCGGAACGAAAUAUUUAUCGGGUCAUCAUGAUCUCAUGGCUGGUAUCAUCGCUGUCAAACGACCUGAAAUCUGUAAAGAUAUUGCCUUUUUGAUCAACUCUGUUGGAUCUGGAUUAGCACCCUUCGAUUCAUUCUUACUUCUCAGAGGAGUAAAGACCAUGUCAUUAAGAAUGGAUAGACAAAUGGCUACUGCCCAAUUGGUAGCCCUGUACCUCGACUCGUUAGGAUUUUUAGUACAUUAUCCAGGAUUGAAGAAUCACCCAAAGAGAGAUAUACAUUGGAAACAGGCUACAGGAGCUGGUGCGGUCUUGUCGUUCGUAACGGGUGAUAAAGCCUUGAGUGAAAGGAUAGUAGGUGGAACGAGACUUUGGGGUAUUAGUGUUUCGUUUGGUGCGGUUAAUAGUUUGAUCUCAAUGCCUUGUUUGAUGUCCCACGCUUCCAUCUCUGCUGCUGUACGUGCCGAACGAGGUCUUCCCGAAAAUCUCAUCAGACUCUGUGUGGGUAUCGAAGACCCUCGAGAUCUCAUGGACGAUCUCGAACACUCCCUCUUAUCAGCCGGAGCUAUCACUCCUAAUCUUUCGCACUCACCGCUCUCACACUCUCGAUCUGCCGAAUUAUACGCUUCCGAUCCGGAAGCAUGGAUACUCGAACGAGCCAAGGGGUUCAAGCGACCUUCGAGCGAAUCAAGUGCUAUCGAUAAACUAGUAUCUGGUGUGAAAAAGGGUCUCGGAUUCACUUCAGCUGAACGUAAAACCAUUGCAGAAGAUAUCGUUGUAUCAGCACCUGGAAAAGUUAUCUUGUUUGGUGAACAUGCUGUAGUCCAUGGCGUGACUGCUAUAGCUUCUUCAGUGAACCUCAGAUGUUUUGCCGUCCUCUCACCUAGAUCAGAUGGGAAAGUAGCAUUGGAAGUACCCAAUGUAGGCGUAGAAGCCGAAUGGGAUAUCUCAAAAUUGCCUUGGGGGUUGUUACCUGUUCAUGCCGAUACACAUCGACAUGUUGCCGAUAAGGAUCUCGAUCCUGCUUUACUCCAAUCUAUUGAGAAAUUGGUACAUGAACAUAAAGAGUUAGGCAAGACGGGUCUCAACUCCUGUAUCGCGUAUUUGUACCUCUACAUGGUCAUGGCUGGAGCUGAACCCGAAGCCCCUUCGGUCACCUUCACAGCCACUGCCAAUCUCCCAAUUUCAGCAGGCUUAGGUUCCUCAGCGGCCUACUCUACUUGUAUAGCUUCGUCGCUUCUCAUUGCCCACUCACACAUCAACAAGCCCACUUCCGGUCAAUCCCGUCUGUCGGAAGGCGAGACCAACAUCGUUGAUGGCUGGGCUUUCUUAUCUGAGAAGGUGCUGCACGGUACUCCUAGUGGUAUAGAUAAUGCUGUUUCUGUCCGGGGUGGUGCCGUAGCUUUCACCAGAUCCGUAGGAGGAAGAAAAGGUGGUUUGGACGGUUUACACGGCUUCUCCUCCAUCCGACUACUACUCACCAACACCUUAGUACCUCGGGACACCAAGUCCCUCGUAGCUGGUGUCAGUGCCAAACGACUUGCUGAACCUCAUGUGGUCGAUCCGGUCCUCGAUGCUAUCCAGUCAAUCAGUGAUGAAGCUUCGACAUUAUUGAGUGGACAAACUCAUGUGGAAAGGAAGGAAUUGAUCGCUCGAUUAGAGACUCUCAUUCGAGAGAAUCACGCUCAUCUCGUCAACCUUGGGGUUUCUCACCCCUCUCUCGAGAUGGUGGUUUCAGCCACAGCUGCUGAACCAUUCAAUCUCGCUACAAAGCUUACAGGUGCGGGAGGUGGUGGAUGUGCUGUAACGUUGAUACCAGAUGCUUUCCCACAAUCCUCACUUGACGCAUUGAUCACUACCCUUGAAUCUCAAGGAUUCCAACCUCAUCUUACAUCCGUCGGUGGACCUGGAUUGGGUAUACAUUCCCCUUCGACCCAAAAGGAAGACAAGAUCCGUACACCCGAGGAAGGUGAGGGUAUGAUUGUACCCAAACGAGUCUCUUUGAGGGAGACUCCGAUUGAGGGAUUGCAAACUUGGUCAGAGAGGGUUGGGAACUGGGUUCAUACAUAA